GAGAUCAUAGUUGCUCCCAUCCAUGCCAUUCGUACAAGCCCAGACAUGCAAACUCCCAUGCAGAUGGUGAGUGCCAUGUUUAUUGUGUCAGAUACUAGCCUACUGGAAGUAAGCGCCACUCGUGAGGACCUCUAUGUCAGACUUGCAGUCCUGUAUCGGGUGAGCAUUAGAGACAAGGGUCUACGUCGGAGUCAGGCUCUGCCAGGCAGUGAACUGCACCCAGUGUCUCUGCGUAUACAAGUGUCAAACUCUGUUGGAUGCUGUUUUACUUCCAGUCAGGAUGAACGCUUAUUCAUGGGAAUGCAGCAUACCACCGUCAUGCUGGGUUGCCCACCAGGGCAGAAGCUAAUGUUUGAUGUGGAUGCAUCAUUGGCUGUUACGAAGCCUUACGACUGUCUUGUUCCAAUAGAGAAUAUGCCUUGCUUUUAUUAUGCUGAAGGUUUCUAUCCUCGCUUUGUUAUCAUGGAUCGUAUCCAAAGGACAUAUCACAAUUUCACUGGCUCUUACAUACUGACUGUCGUUGGCGGAGGCUCUGGUGGAGAGAGUAAUGUGAGGCUUUACACAGAUGAGGAAAUUCAGACAUAUAACAAUCAGGACAGUAGUGAUGCCACUCUCAUCUGGGGGCCAUUAGCAGAGGAUAUGGACCGUGCUGUGCCAGUGUUCAACCAGAAAAGCAAUGGUAUCAGUUGGUUGUGUCAGAAAAAAUCACCUUGUGCCAACAUUGCACCGAAGUUUCCGGCAUCCCCAGAAUACUUCUUUCUUAUCAAUGUCACAAAUAGAGAUGUGGACAUUAAUUCAACCAACUGCAUCUACACAACUCAGUUUCUGAUUCGUAUUCACGGAUUGCCAAUGGAUAGUAUUAAGGGCUCACUGUUCAUCACCUGUUUCACCAUAUUCCUCAUCUGCCUGUUUAUAGUCAUCUAUGGUAUUUGCAAACGAAAUGAUGAAAAGAUAUACAAGCGUUUCAAAGAUUCUGUAUAUGAUCGCAUAUACAUGAAGUUAAAGCCAGUUAAGAAACUCAACAGCACUGAGAUAGCAGUUCAGGUUUUAAAGAAGCAGGCGGCAGCAGCUCGGCAGCAAAGGUUUAUGAUACAGCAGCAGGGUCAGUGGAGCUGGACGAAAGCAAUGCCUGAGUUAGGAGAACUGGAUGAAAUGUCAGAGAGUGAGAACGAGGGAAGCUCUGAUUCCUCUGGUAUUAUACUGCCAGCAUCCACUGUUAACCCAACAGAAUCAUCAGACGCUGUACUUCCUGCCGUUGAUCUCCCCAAACAGUAACAGUCUGCCCGUUGAUAUACCCUCUCACUGGUGAAUUCUGGUGUAUAAGAAUGUUUAGGAUUGGAGGUUGGUCAGUCCUUGGUGGUAGUUAGACUACCUGCAGUAUAACUGGAUCUUCAUAGGAAAUUCUUGCCUCGUGCCAUUGUGAAGACAGAAGACAUUGCUGAUGAAGGGUUAAAAUUGCACAAUAUUGCCAUGUUCAUUGUUCGUGUUUAGAGGCAAUCCGUUGUAACCAGCAAAUGAAUUUCUUAAGCUUAUUGAAAUACAAAUCUCAGGAAUUUUCAUAAUUCUGUAUUAUGUUGCUAUGUUAUAUUGCAGUGGCUUUCAUGCUACAUUGUUAUAGUUUGCAAAACUGUUUUUAUGUGCAAAAAUGGUACAAUUCUGUUGGUGCUUACCUAAUAUUGAAUUAAUAAAUAAAUCUUUAUAGAUACUAAUUAGGUUUUGGAGCACUAUGCAUUGACGGAAUACUUAUUGAUGGCAAAUAAAGAGUUAAAAUAAAAACCAUUUACAAUUCUUA
Messenger RNA from Priapulus caudatus, 1792 nucleotides. Its product is annotated as cation channel sperm-associated protein subunit gamma 1-like. Gene Ontology annotation, cellular component: CatSper complex; sperm principal piece; motile cilium. The transcript has 10 exons. Bases 46 to 1275 code for a protein of 409 amino acids. The record is from RefSeq and is a predicted model, not a curated record. Lineage: Eukaryota; Metazoa; Priapulida; Priapulimorpha; Priapulimorphida; Priapulidae.